This is a messenger RNA of Erythranthe guttata (spotted monkey flower), 2798 nucleotides long. RefSeq names its product SAP domain-containing protein. Lineage: Eukaryota; Viridiplantae; Streptophyta; Magnoliopsida; Lamiales; Phrymaceae. The record is from RefSeq and is a predicted model, not a curated record. Gene Ontology annotation, molecular function: nucleic acid binding.
UUAUUUUCAUUUACUGAUUAAUUUUCGCUGGUUUUUUUUUUUGUUUGACCCUCUGAUAAUUGUUUUGUUGUUGUGAUGGAAUUAGGGUUCUGUGCGACUCUUAAAUCAUCCGUUUGAGCGCUGCGCAUCCCAUCGUCUUGACUGUAACAUUUUGAUAAAAGGCUAAUUGGGUAAUAUACAAGAUGUCGUCAUCACCAUAUGUUAAGCUUGGCAGUCGAUCACUUGAUCAGUGGAAGGUCACUGAGCUGAAGGAAGAACUGAAGAGACGUAAAUUAGCAACUAAAGGUUUGAAAGAGGAUUUGGUGAAGCGAUUAGAUGAAGCAGUUCGUAUUGAAAGAGAAAGUGUCAUUGAGUAUGCAGACAUCGAUGCUUCCCAAUCUGACUUACCUUCUGAAAAAGCAGAGCCAGAAUCUAAAGUUUCCGCAAAAGCUAAGGAUUUUACGGUUGAAAAGGCAGAUGAAAAGUCUGAUCAUGGGAUUGGUAAUCACGGAGGUUCACUGGGUGAAGACAAUAAAACGGACUUAGUGCAAGAAACCAAGAUUGAUGGGCUCGAAGGGGAGCAGAUUGCUGAAUUUGCUGCUGUGGAAACUUCUGUUAUCGUGAGUGAGACGGUCGAGAAUUUGGCACCUUCGAGUGGGUCCCAGUUGCAAGUUGAUGGAAUAAACGAGGAUGGAGGUUUUACUUUAAGGUUGCCACAUUCACUGGACGAUGCUAUUCUUGAACAGAAACGGGAUACACAUUCGACUCAGAUUAACAAUGAAGCUAUGCAUUCAACGGUUCCAAUGGAAACUGAUGAAUCCAAGUGUCUCCAACCAGACCAGAGUGUCCAACCAUUGAAGUAUCAGGUAUCUGAGGUUGACCCUGAUUUAGGGUUUCAAGUAACAUCUGAUUCUGUUUCUACUGAAUCUGUCUCCAUUAUUGAGAAAAAUGAAAUAAAGGUAGAUGUAAUUACUGACAAUGUCCAAUUAGAACUAGAUGUUAAGCAUGAGAUGGCGCAGCCUUCACCCAGCAGUGCUGUCCUAGACGGCGGCCUAUCUCACUCAAUGGGUGUUGAAGAACCAAUCGACAAAAAAGAUUUUGGAGAGUCAAAUGAAAAAAAAGAUCUUGGAGAGAGGUUCGAAGAAAAAGAUAUUGGAGAGCCAAUUGAGAAAAAAGAUAUCGAAGAGCCAAUUGAGAAAAAAGAUUUUGGAGAGCUAAUUGAGAAAAAAGAUUUCGAAGAGCCUAUUGACGAAAAGGUCCCUAUGGAAGCCACUAAUGGAAGUACUCCAGAAAUUGUUGUUAUCUUCAACAAUGUUGACGGUGGAGAUUUGGGUUCUGCUGAAAAGCUGAAUUUAGAUAGGAGUUCUGGUGAUGAUUCCAUGGAGGAGGAUGUAUUGGAGAGUAAGCAAAUGGAGUACAAGUCUGAUAUAAUCAGUGAUGAUGUAGAGAAAUCUGGAAUGCCAAUCGUGAGAGAGGAUGACGAUGUCGAUGUUGUUGGUCAUGAUAAACCGGUUGAAAGUAAGGAUCCUAUUGUUAACAACGCGACAGUCUCUACGCUGACAACUGUGAAAAGGAAGUUUCAUGAUAAAGAAGCAGUUGCGAAUAACGACACUGUGAAGAAGCAGCGCAGGUGGAAUGCCGAAAGCUUAAAGGGUUCUGAGCCGCACAGCGCUAACAUAGCGACUCCCGUAACCCCUAAGAGUUUAUCUGGACCUGCUUCAAUCACCACAGUUAAUGAAGCAUCAUCGCCCAAGGAGCGUAAUGUUCCACCAUCAUCCAAGCCUCCUAGCAAUUCUCUCAGAAUUGAUCGGUUUUUGCGUCCUUUCACACUAAAAGCAGUGCAAGAACUUCUUGGCAAAACUGGCACUGUUACUAGUUUCUGGAUGGAUCAGAUCAAAACCCACUGCUAUGUCUCAUAUUCAUCGGUCGAAGAGGCGCUAGAAACCCGUAAUGCUGUAUACAAUCUCCAGUGGCCCCCAAACGGGGGCCGUUUGUUGCUAGCAGAAUUCGUUGACCCCCAAGAAGUCAAAACCCGUGUAGAGGCCCCUCUUGCAUCCCCCUUAACACCUUCGACAAGUGCAGUUCCUGCCUUCGCUACUACUCAACCCCACCAACCCAACGUGCCACCGCAGCCUUCGCCACGUCAGCAAAUCCAGAGGCAUCAGCUUCCACCGCCUACUCUUCCACCACCGCCACCACCUAUGCUGUCGAAUCCACCUCUUGCUAGAGAACGCCUGCAACUGUCAAGGGACCGGAUUAACCUUCCACCGCCGCCCCCACUGUCGGAGAAGGUGGACCCACCGAUAGUUACCCUGGACGAUCUUUUCCGGAAAACCAAAGCAAUCCCUCGAAUUUACUACUUGCCAUUAUCCGACGAACAAGUUGCAGCAAAGCUCAAGGCACAGGGGAAGAAUAUUAAUUAGGAUGUGUUAUGGCAGGAGAGAUCAAAAUCGAAUUAGUGAUAAAAAAUGUGAAAGUUAAAAUGGUAAGAAAGUAUUAUCAUAAUUACGUCUUAUGCAGGUCUGCAGGUGUUGCUGCUCGUUGCUGGUUCAGUGAUGGCAUUCGUGUUAUUUCAUGGGAUUUGCUUUUGGGGCUGAGGCUGAGUUUUAAAAUCUCUAUCUUUCGUAAACAAUAGCCUUUUUUAUUUUGAUGGAUGAGAGAGAGAGAGAGAGAGACUUAAUUGAGGAUAUAUGUUUAAGAUUGCAUUAACUUGAGAUUAGAGGACACCUUAAUUCAUGUUUGGUGUUGUAUGUACUUUGUAGCUGUACUGUUGUUAUCUUUAUAUCUUGACUCGACUCUUUAUCUUGCGAUUGUGGUUC